This is a messenger RNA of Rubroshorea leprosula, 1969 nucleotides long. The record is from the annotation of a GenBank genome assembly. Lineage: Eukaryota; Viridiplantae; Streptophyta; Magnoliopsida; Malvales; Dipterocarpaceae.
CUUUUCUUCUCUCUCAUUUUCCUAUUGCCUGCCGCCUUUCCUGCCGUCGCCGCCGGUGUAAAGGGCCGGAUGGAAGGGACGAUGCCGUUGGCUUCUAAAAGCGUCGAUCCAACAUUGGAGCCAAGAAAUUUUUACUUCGGAGCAGUGAGUGCGUUCUGUUAUCUUGAUGAUUUUCGGCUCCGAUCAGGCGCCCUCACACAUCGAGUCGAUGCUCAAGGCUCAGAUUGAAGCUUCCGUGGUGCUGACCUAUGCCUGGAGGACGGAUCUGGCACUGUUGAGUGCUAGAUUGGGCUCAAAGAGAACACCAAAACACUAGGGUUUCGUAGCGCCGAUUGGUUUUCCGAGGUGCCAGUGGAGCCAAGAUCCAAGUGGCCACCUUCAUUUAUCUCGGAAUCUUAGACUCUUUCGAUCUCUCGAUCUCACAUCUUCCUCUCUGCACAUGACGUUCACAUUAGGUGGAGGAUCAUAUGUUUUAUCAUAUUCCAAGCAUUCUUAUCACAUCAAAAGAUUACUCAGAAAUUGCCACAAGGUGCUACUUGGCGGUUAAACACACUCAUUUCAUGCCAGAUCCAUGCAUGUUUAUUCUUCAUGGAUGAGUUGGGUUUCAAGACAUGCUAAUUCUACCUCUGGCUGACAGGUUAUCAACGGAACUGUUUCCUCAAAAAUUCUAUAGUGGCCUCGCACAUGUGAAAUUUGGGUGUAGGCGUGCCACUUACUUUGCUGAAAGUAAGAAAGGAAGACUUUCUCAACGAUCCUCUCCUUCCUCAUGGUCUUGAUGAUUUGAAGGCAGAAGUACGAGAUCCUCUAGAGGAGGUAAAUUUGGGUACUGAGGCAGAUUCGAAAAUUACUUUUAUUAGCGGUUGCAAGCAGUGACUUUACUGGUGGAGUAAAUCGCUCAAGGGGAAUUCUGCCAGUAGAACUUACCGUUAGAAAUAGAACUCUCAUGUGUGUGAAUGUUGGAUUAAAAUGAAAUUUGCGCCUUCAAAUGAUUUGCAAAAGGAGGAAAUACCUUUUUGCAAAUUGGGUUACGAAAUCUGCAUUGGACAAUUCCAAAGACCGUGUGUUCUUCCUUCCAAAAAUUUUUUUGUGUUCUCCUUGUGCUCAUAGUAACUUUCACUUUUUGCAGUUACUCAAUCAUGGGCAGUUUCUCGAAGUAAUGGGACAUCUCACCUUUUGAUCUGAUGCAUUCUAACCAAAUUCAGCAACCCAUUUCCUUCAUUUUUCACAAUGUACUGCUGGUUGAUUUCGUUCAAACAUGACAAUGUGCAAUUUCAACCAAUAAAGAGACAAGGAGAUACAUAGAAGAAAAAUCAACAAAAGUUGUUUUGCCAACUACUCCAUUCUUCUCUCAUGUUCUUGAUUUCUUCAGCGGCUUCAUCUGCAAAGGCUGUGAAAGAAGGUAGUUGAUCCUUGAUUUUAGAAGCAGAUUUUGAAUCAAGAACAUGAGAGAAGAAUGGAGUACUUGGCAAAACAACUUUUGUUGAUUUUUUUUCUAUGUAUUUCUUUGUCUCUUUGUUGGUUGAAAUUGCACAUUGUCAUGUUUAAACUUAUUGUUUGCGGUCACUUGUAUUCAGAUUUCACACGUGCGAGACCACUAGAGAAUUUUUGAAGAAAGAAGAGCUGAAUGGUUAAACUGCAAGCCUCAUUAACACUUUGCCAAUGGGAUUAAAAAUGCCAUUUUUUAGCAGUAUUAUUUCUUAACAAUGUUAAUGUGCAAAGUCAAAUUCUCUUUUUCUCAAAAAAUGGAUGUGAAGUUCUGAUUCGUAAACUAGCAUAAUUAGAAAGAGUUAGAUUACUGUAUAUAUAUAUAUAUAUAUAUAUUUGAAGGGCAAGUGUUAGAUCACUGUUGAGUUUCUGUUGUGGUUUUCUGUCCUUGAAUUUGUCCUGGUGUGCGGCAUAUAUUGUAUUUUUGCUCUACAUAAUUAUAUCAUGUUGCCUUCUUGCGAGUGAAAAAAAGAACUAUCUUAAU